GAUUGCCCGUGGGUGGUUAUAGUCUUAGAGAAACAACAAUGUUUCCUGCAACGUCGUGACAAAAUACUCACUAAUACUUGAGUAACACGUUGGUCUUGUAUACAGAACAUCCGAGAAACAUUUUUGGCACAACAAGGCUAAAGUUAUAGGCCGUUCUAUCAAACGCAUUUGCACUUGUAUUCUGAUGUAUUGAAGAGAAUUAUUAAUUACCUAGUUGAUAGCCAACGGCGCAAAACCGGCAUUUCGGUCGCUCAAAGCAGAGUUGGGUUUCGAGAGAGGAAGUUAUUACAUGGUACAAAGAAGUCAGCUUUUCUUUUGAUUCUCUCCUGUCGUGGAUAAUGGCAUCUAUUAAAGAAUGAAAGGCCCGAAAAGCAAAAAGAUGACAAGUGAUAGAAAGAUCAAUCGAAGUCCUAUUCCUAUGAUUGUCACUAUCGCUCCAGGUGACCGUGAUUAUACCCGCACAGCAAAGCCGGAAUGCAACCAUUGUGGUGGUGAGGUACCUGAUGCUCGACAUGUCCUACAUGUUGACUAUGAUAAAACAACAACCUUGAAUAAUCCUUCAACAUCUGAGAGCUCUUUGGCCCUUAUGCAACCAUCAACCUGUGGGUGUGGUCACAAUGAAAAUGCCCACAGUCAUCGUCGGUCUCCACAUUUUAAAAAGGAUCAGGGAGACAGGGAGCACAGAGAUGGUAACCAUCAUGAUAACCACCAUUCAUUUGGUCACACAUGUACCAAACAUUCAUGCAGUCAUUCCAAUGGAGACCAUGAAUGUUGCUCUGAUCACUCCCGAUGCUGUCACAGUACAACUGGUGAUCAUCAUCGUCAUCAUUUCCAUCGCUCAGCUAUGCCAGCACAACCACCACCAUUAUUGUUACGACCAACAAGUGGAGCUGACCCAACUAAUCAACAUCAGUUUUUACUCGCCAGGGAGUGGCAGUCAAUACAUGGACAAAGAUUGGACGUUCCUGUUGUUAAUGGGGUUGGUUAUGCCGUCUACGGUUGCCAGCAUCCACUAUAUAUUCAUGGUGUAUGUCAGUGGCCUGGUUGUGACACGUUCUGUGAGUCAUUUCAACUGUUUAUGCACCAUCUUAAUUCUGAGCAUCCUCUUGAUGAUCGCAGUACAGCCCAAGCAAGGGUUCAAAUGCAGAUGGUUUCACAUUUAGAGGGACAGGUGAACCGAGAAAGAGACAGAUUAUCGGCAAUGAUGAAACACUUACACACGCAGAAGAGCACCAUAUCUAGCCCAGCUCCUCCUACGAGGCAAGACAGCCCACCGCUUCACAGUAUCCCUGUUACUAAACCCCCUUCUGUAAGCAAACACAAUGACCUCACCUCAACGGACCUUCUACCCCAAGGUCCACCUAAUGUCAUGGUAUGCCGAGAGACUUCUGUCAUCUCCGCCCCAGUUCCUGUCACGAAAUCGCGGUCAACAUCGAGCAGGAGUAUGGAAACUAACGAGGAACCAGUGAACGAUGUUGAAGAAAAGGAUAAAGAGUCUUUAAACACAAGUCGUGGAAGUUAUAAAAGAUCCGCUCAGACGUCGCCCGUCUCUGUUGCACAAGAUAUGCAGCAGUCCGCAGACUUUUAUCAAAAGACAGACGUUCGUCCACCAUUUACGUACGCCUCACUCAUCAGACAGGCUAUUUUGGAUGCCCCAGAUGAACAACUAACGCUGAACGAAAUCUACAAUUGGUUUACGAAUAAUUUUGCUUAUUUCCGAAGAAACACUGCAACAUGGAAGAACGCAGUGCGGCACAAUCUAUCUCUUCACAAAUGUUUCGUACGAAAGGAGAACGUCAAAGGAGCGGUUUGGACUGUGGAUGAGGAGGAAUAUCGGAAAAGAAGACCACAAAAAGUCUUAAGCAAUCAGGUUAAACAAGACACUCCAGACAAUAACGAGAGCUCGGUGAUGUUUCGUGAUACGUGUAUUUCUGAACUCCCGACCCAGGCUACAUUUGAAGUUGCCACGCGAACUGUCAUACAAGUUCCCGACCUCAAUUCCGAAAACCGAGAUGAUGCCGAUGGUGAUUCUGACGAACCACCAAUAAAACGAGUGUAUACAGAAAAUACCGGAAAUGGCUCGUCUGGAAUUUCAAAACUAGUUGAAUUUUGUUCAAAAGAUAUAAACAGUCAACUUUCCCAUACUAAUGUCCAAGUCAAACUUGAACCACAAGAUGAAGGCGAACUUGAUUUACCAGAACUUACCUAGAAAGUGAAAAACGUAAUUGGUGCUCGCUCGAAACACGGAGAAACUCAAAGAUUCCGAAAAUUUUUACAGAAAGCAGCGCUGCUCUAUAUUUAUUAACCAUACUGCAAUUGUAUUCAUGAUUUCUACUAUUUAAAAUUCUUAUUUUUUAGACAUUUUGAACACUAGAUGGUAGAGCAAGGUGUAGACAUUGUAUAAAUUAAUUUAAACAUACGCAGAGAAUCUAUAAUUAUAGUAAAUAUAAUGUUGAUUAGAUAAAUG
Dendronephthya gigantea is the source of this 2467-nucleotide messenger RNA. RefSeq names its product forkhead box protein P1-like. The record is from RefSeq and is a predicted model, not a curated record. Gene Ontology annotation, biological process: regulation of transcription by RNA polymerase II. Gene Ontology annotation, molecular function: RNA polymerase II cis-regulatory region sequence-specific DNA binding; DNA-binding transcription factor activity, RNA polymerase II-specific. Lineage: Eukaryota; Metazoa; Cnidaria; Anthozoa; Malacalcyonacea; Nephtheidae. The coding region runs from base 356 to 2209 and encodes 617 amino acids. The transcript has 15 exons. Gene Ontology annotation, cellular component: nucleus.